Molecule: messenger RNA, 386 nt
Organism: Dufourea novaeangliae
Lineage: Eukaryota; Metazoa; Arthropoda; Insecta; Hymenoptera; Halictidae
Gene: ox
Product: cytochrome b-c1 complex subunit 9
Exons: 2
Coding region: 102-284 (60 amino acids)
Biological process (GO): mitochondrial electron transport, ubiquinol to cytochrome c
Source: RefSeq, a predicted model, not a curated record
AUAGUUGGGAGUGGAAAUCACGAUUGCUUACGCUUGAUAAACGUGCAAGCGAUUCAGAUUCUGUAACUAACGUCUGCUACGUGAAAUAAUUUGUCAGAACAAUGUCUGGAAUAGUAAAGCCUAUCUACAAUGUCCUGUUUAAAAGAAGUUCUACUUUUGCCUUAACCAUUUUGGUAGGCAGUUUCAUAUUUGAGCGAGGAUUAGAUGUGAUUUCUAAUAAUAUCUUUGAUAGUGUUAACAAAGGCAGACUAUGGAAAGAUAUUAAAAGCAAAUAUGAAAACUAGGGAAACAAUAUAAAUCAUUAGAUAUACAUUUGUAUAUAAUGUGUAUUAAAUAGGUAUGUUAUAUAUCUGUGGUUACACAAAUAAAGAAGUCUGUUGAAUGCA